Molecule: messenger RNA, 765 nt
Organism: Paraphaeosphaeria sporulosa
Lineage: Eukaryota; Fungi; Ascomycota; Dothideomycetes; Pleosporales; Didymosphaeriaceae
Product: NAD(P)-binding protein
Exons: 5
Coding region: 1-765 (254 amino acids)
Source: RefSeq, a predicted model, not a curated record
AUGCCCGGCAGACUCGACGCCAAAGUCGCCAUCGUCACCGGUGGCGGAUCAGGUUUCGGCGCCGGUAUCGUGAGGAAGUUCGUCGAGGAAGGCGCACGCGUCCUCAUCUGGGACAUCGCUCCCGCUCCUGCUUCCACACUCUCUGCCUCCCUUUCUCCCGGCAGCACAGCCGUGUUCACCGGCGACGUGUCGCGGCAUGAAUAUUGGACUGCCGCGCUGGAAUCUUGUGUACAGACGUUCGGCACGCUGGAUAUCUUGGUUAAUAACGCGGGCGUGGUGCACGUUGCUGGCCCGAGUCAUGAGGUCGACGAGGAUGAGGCGGACAGGAUGUGGCGCGUCAACGUGAAGCCUUUGCUUCACUCCGCGCGGGUUGUCGUAUCCCACUGGAUCGACAAGGGGAUCAAGGGCGUGGUGGUCAAUCUGAGCAGUGUGUCUGCGAUCAGGCCGAGACCGAGGCUGGUGUGGUACGCAGCUAGUAAGGGCGCUGUGACGACCGCGACACGGGGUCUAGCCGCUGAAUAUGCGGAGCAUGGUAUACGGUAUAACUGCGUGCAGCCUGUGUUGGGCGAGACGGCUAUGGUCGCGCCCGUCCUCGGCGGCAUCGACACGCCUGAAGGCCGCGCCAUCCCGCUGGCAGGCAUUCCGCUGGGAAGGCUGAGCACGCCGGAGGAUAUUGGGGCUGCGGUGUGUUAUUUGGCGAGUGCGGAGGCGGGGUUGCUCACGGGCGUUUGUUUGGAUAUUGAUGGGGGGAGGAGUCUGCUGUAG